Messenger RNA from Schistosoma margrebowiei, 1916 nucleotides. The record is from the annotation of a GenBank genome assembly. Lineage: Eukaryota; Metazoa; Platyhelminthes; Trematoda; Strigeidida; Schistosomatidae.
GUCAUGAAAUCUUCCAUAACUUGUUUUCUAUACUUAUUGUUUAUUGUAGUUUAUUAUAUUUCUAAAUGUCAUUCCAUAGUUCCUAAAGCUUACAAACAUCAUAAGACAGGAAUUUAUCAUAAUCUUGUUGAAGUGUUGACGUACGAUCAUUCAUACAAAAGCUGUUAUAUUUUAACGGAAGCAUUAAAACGUUUUGAAGAACGUCUCACAUUAAUAAAACAAUAUCCUAAAGUUCCUAUUUGUUUACCAAAUUCUACAAUCGAUACCAUCAAAUUAUCAAUCACUAGGGGAUGUAACGAGUCAAAUGGUGAAUUAUGGCCUUCUGAAUCAAUCAAUGAGACGUAUUCACUCUUUAUUUUCAGUAAGAGAAUAAUCUUAAAAUCCGAAGAAAUCUGGGGAAUAUUACAUGGAUUAGAAACAAUACUUCAGUUAAUUUACAGAAGUCCACUAGAGAGAAACAUGAUUGAAGGUGGUCUAAUUUGGGAUGAACCAUCAUUUCCCCAUAGAGGAUUUUUAAUUGAUACAUCUAGACAUUAUUUAUCAUUGAAAGAGAUUGAGAAAUUCCUUGAUUCAAUGUCAAUGGUGAAAAUGAAUGUACUUCAUUGGCAUAUUGUGGACGAUCAAUCUUUUCCCUAUGUAUCUGAAACGUUUCCGAAACUUUCUUCAAAGGGAGCAUUUCACCCGUAUCUUUUAAUCUAUACACCGAACGAUGUGAAAUAUUUAUUAAAUUAUGCUCGUUUACGAGGGAUAAGAAUAAUGCCGGAAUUUGAUACACCAGGUCAUGCAAAUUCUUGGGGGAAAGGGUAUCCAGAGAUUUUAACUAAAUGUUACAUUAAGGGUGAACCGGAUGGUACUCUGGGCCCAAUCAAUCCAAUCAAUAAUAUCUCUUAUAACUUUGUGUCACAAUUAUACAAAGAAUUAUUUAGUGUAUUUCCUGAUAACUGGUUUCAUUUAGGUGGGGAUGAAGUUGAAUAUAAUUGCUGAUGUGAUAUGGGAAUAUUCCCUACCUCAGUUGAGUGAAACUCGUCAAUAUACAUCAACUUCAUUGAUUAUGAAAAGGCGUUUGACAGUGUACAUAGAAAAACAUCAUGAAAACUUUUUCGGCAUUAUGGAGUUUUUGAGAAAAUUAAUAACAUUAUCCAGAACUCAUACGAUGAAGUACAGUACAAUGUCGUGCAUGGAAGACAACUAACAGAUGCAUUCCAAGUAAGGACCAGAGUCAGACAAGAUUAUCUACUUUCCCCCUACCCCUAUUAACGGGCGGGUGACUGGAUUAUGGAGACCUCGACAUCUGAGGGAAAAUACGGCAUACAACGGACAGCUCAGAGUCAAUUAGACGAUUUAAACUUCACAGAUGACCUAGCACCUCUAUCCCAUACACACCAACAAAUGCAGAUUAGGAAAACUAGUGUAACUAAAGCCUCUCCAACAGUAGGCUUCAACAUACAUAAGAGGAAAGUGCCAAUCUUAACUACCACACAGAGAAUACCAACCCAACCACACUUGAUGAACAAGCUCUGAAAGAUUUGAAUUCUUUCCCGUAUAUGAAAAAGGAGAAUCCGAUGCACAUCGAAAGGUGAAGAUUGGGAAAGUAAGAACAGCGGUUCAACCAAAGUUGUUGAAGGUGUUACUAAAAUACUUCUACUUAUUCACUGAUCUUUUGGUUAAUGCAAAGCUUUUGCUAUAGACAAUAAAUGUAGUUUUAAGUUGAAAGGGAUGUUUAUCGAUCAGAGAAAAUGUAGGUCUUAAUUUCCAACACUUCGAUAAGUUUUCGUCAGAUUUAAAUGUGAUUUGACAUAGUUUUGAGAAUUAUAUGUGCAUUUGUAUACGUCAGUCAACCCAUUCAUUUUUUUUCUUUUAUUGAUUUUAGGGCGAUAAAUCAGUAGUAAUUAAUGUGUGGAAAGACUUAUAUUGGG